GUCAGUCAGCGUGCAUGCAGCAGCGGCGAGCAGAAGCAGCAGAGUCCCCGCAGGGGUUCCCAGGGUUACACACACUGCUGUUUAGAUGGCUGACAGAAAGGAGUGAGUUGGUGAACGGCACUGGAAACACUCUGAGAUCAUCCCGCAAGUGUCUCAGUCCACUAUCUACGACACAAUGGAGCAAGAAUUUGAAGACAUUGAUUCGUCCGGGAGAUGGCAAAACCUUUACAAUGAGAUCCGCAACCAAGCCAGUGAAUAUCCCUACAAAGUGGCAAAGCUUCCAGUGAAUCGGAAUCUAAACCGCUACAGAGAUGUCAGCCCAUAUGAUCACAGCCGGGUAAAACUUGAAAACUCUGAAAAUGACUACAUCAAUGCAAGUUUAGUCUUUGUGAAAGAGGCCCAAAGAGCGUACAUUCUUUCUCAGGGCCCCUUGAGGAAUACAUGCGGCCAUUUCUGGCUGAUGAUUUGGGAGCAGAGUUCCAAAGCUGUUAUAAUGCUUAACAGAGUGAUUGAAAAAGGAUCUGAAAAGUGUGCGCAGUACUGGCCUACCAGUGAGGAGCUACAGAUGUCUUUCACAGACACAGGGUUUGUUGUGAGGCUGCUGUCAGAGGAGGACCAAUCCCAUUACACAAUCCGAGUGCUCGAACUGGAAAACACAAAGACAGGCGAGUCCAGGGAGAUCUAUCACUUUCACUACACCACGUGGCCUGACUUUGGUGUCCCAGAAUCCCCUGCCUCCUUCCUCAACUUCCUCUUCAAGGUUCGGGAGUCCGGUUCACUGGGCUCCGAGCACGGGCCCUCAGUGGUGCACUGCAGCGCUGGGAUUGGGCGUUCAGGGACCUUCGCCUUGGUGGAUACCUGCCUGGUUUUGGCCUCUCAAAGAGUUGCUAGAAGAUAUAAAGAAACAAAACCAACAAAGGAAAACGAGCAAAAUAAGCAACAAAUGGACAAGAGAAAAAACCCAUCAGUGGACAUACAAAAGGUGCUACUUGGCAUGAGGGAAUACCGCAUGGGCCUGAUCCAGACACCUGACCAGCUCCGCUUCUCAUACAUGGCUGUGAUUGAGGGUGCCAGGCUCAUCCCGAUGGACAACUCAGUAACACAGAACAAGCUGAGACAGCUGUCCAGAGAUGACUUGGAGCCAGAUUCGCCCCCUCCACCACCUCCACCUAGACCUCACCUCAACGACAACAAGACCAACGGACCCUACCAGGAGUCAGAGGCCCUCUCAGGGGACCACGGGCCUGCAGGAGAGCCAGACGGCCAAGACCACAAUAUGACAGAAAACUCUGUGUAUGUCCGAAAGCGGCACCGCGAGGAGAGGAUAGCCAGCACAGCACAGAGGGUCCAACAAAUCAAACAGAGACUGACCGAGUCUGACAGGAAACGAGAGAAGUGGCAGUACUGGAGGCCCAUCCUGCUCAACGCCGGCGCCGGCGCCGGGGCUGUCUUGGCCAUAGGCCUGCUGUACUGGAUGUAUUUCCAGUGAAGCACUGUGGGUCACAUAAAACUGGCUCUUAUUUUUGCACCGGUACCUGGGAUUAGGUACUACUUCUCCACGUAGAUUUAGACAGUAAUAUGUGCAGAACUGAGGGUAUUUAUUCCUUAAGGUCAAAAUGCGGGAGCGCUAGAUCAAACGAGUGUGUGUAUAUUUUUCAUGUAAGAUCUAAACAAAAAUAGUAACAUCUCAGGAUCUCGGUGCCAGCACGAUUAUUUUAAUUUCCUUUCCUUCUGUCACUGCUGAUGAAUGUACUGUAUCAUAGCAAAAAUGGCUUUGCAUAAACUUACUAAAGGUGCAGUACAAAGAAAAAUAUAUAGUGACAGGUUUAUUUUUACAUUCUUUAUUUGUAAGCGUCAAAUGUGUGUUGAUCAACGUGUUUUACAUUUUGCAUUUCCGAAUGACUUGCGUUGAUUUGCCUACUGUAGAUGUGUAGGAAAACUCCAGAGCCGAGAGGUCAGCUGUGGGAUUUUACUUUUGCUGUUUUGUUUUGUUUAGUUUAAAUGAAACACAUGCAUUUUGCAGUUUUCCAGACCACCACUUGUUCUUCCAUUCACAUUUAGCAGGGCAUCCCAACACGGCCAGAAAUAUAUUUUUGUGUGACUGGAUACUUCAUAGGGAGCUGCCUUGCCAAUGUUUCAAACUCAGCUAGACUGUUCAUUUUCUGUUAUAUACACGCUUUGGGUUGUUUUUUUUGUUUUUUUAAUGCUGUCACAUGGAUCAUAAAAGUUGGUAGUUCCCUCGCCCAGUUAUUUGCCCACUGGAUGGGUUGGUCUGUGUACGUUCAGGUAAUCCCACUGUUUUUUAUUAAUUUUUUUUUGAGGAAACCAAAGCAUAGCAGCCUGUUAUAGGAAGGCAACAGUCAGACAAGCUUUUAAUGAUAUAGGUCUAGAUAUAGGUAGGUAUACUCCCCUAAUGUGGAAUGUAUUUUCUGUUGGAUCAUAACUGACACCUGUAAUUCAAAAAUGAUGCUAGUACCGUGUCCUUAUUUUGAACCCACAUGAUCACCAAAUUGGUUUUCAAUUGACUGGGACCAAUCUGAAGCUAUAAUAGUGCAAUUUAGAAGCUGAAGCAGAGCACCUUGGUUUCGAUUUAGAAGAGAGUGAUGUCUUUGUUGGCUGGUUGAUAAAGCUUUUAAUGUGCCUUGAAAUGUGUUUAAAUAGAAGAAAAAUAUGCGCUCCCAGAUUUUUUUUAUUUUUUUUUUUUUUAAAGCAUGGUCAGUACAGAAAAGGUAUUGUCGCACAUAACAUGAGUAAAAUGUUUGCACUGCAUUGACCAGUUUGGAGGUGGUGUACAGUAACUUGUAUCUGAGUUGAUUGCACACUGAAUGUGUCAUUAUCAUGUACUGACUCCUGAAGCGGAAUGUUUGAUUGGCUACUGAAAAACAUGGCUUUUAUUUUAUUUUUAUUUUUUAUUUGUGUCAUUUAACCCCAGAAGACUGUAACAUUCCAUUCAUUCAUUGUUUUCCGUGUACAAUUUUCAGGGGAGUUUUUGUACACUGCUGAGCUGCAGUGUGGAACGUGACAGAUGAGUUUUGAUGACAACAAAAAAACAAAACAAAACACAAAAACAAACGUGAAAUACUUCAUAAAAAAAUAAAAUAUUCGUUUUCAUUUUUU
This is a messenger RNA of Archocentrus centrarchus (flier cichlid), 3117 nucleotides long. RefSeq names its product tyrosine-protein phosphatase non-receptor type 2-like. Gene Ontology annotation, cellular component: cytoplasm; nucleus. The coding region runs from base 176 to 1489 and encodes 437 amino acids. The record is from RefSeq and is a predicted model, not a curated record. NCBI's taxonomy places the organism in Eukaryota, Metazoa, Chordata, Actinopteri, Cichliformes, Cichlidae. Gene Ontology annotation, biological process: negative regulation of ERK1 and ERK2 cascade; negative regulation of receptor signaling pathway via JAK-STAT; peptidyl-tyrosine dephosphorylation. Gene Ontology annotation, molecular function: non-membrane spanning protein tyrosine phosphatase activity; protein kinase binding. The transcript is spliced from 10 exons.